Anopheles marshallii is the source of this 1884-nucleotide messenger RNA. RefSeq names its product solute carrier family 28 member 3-like. The record is from RefSeq and is a predicted model, not a curated record. Bases 1 to 1884 code for a protein of 627 amino acids. NCBI's taxonomy places the organism in Eukaryota, Metazoa, Arthropoda, Insecta, Diptera, Culicidae. Gene Ontology annotation, biological process: nucleoside transmembrane transport. Gene Ontology annotation, cellular component: membrane. Gene Ontology annotation, molecular function: nucleoside:sodium symporter activity. The transcript is spliced from 7 exons.
AUGAGUGGCAUUAAGAAUGAAGCAUUUCUGACCGAAAUGGAGGACGGUACGACACCUUCGCAACGCAAAUCGAACGGAUUCAUGACAGUGGUGGAGGGAGUACCAUCAAUAACGUACGAGCACGAUGAGACAGCUCCCGGCGACGGGCGACAGGCGGCCAGAACCGAACGGGGCCAAUCGACCGACAAACUUUACGACAGACUCAACGGGGCCAUCGAGCGUCACAGGAAACACAUCGCAUUGGGCAUCUACAUACUGCUCAAUGUCGUUGUGGUAGUGUUCUUCGGCUUCGCCACCAAUUACUACCUCGAGUACGAGCAAGAUGAUUGUGGUAUGCAGUGGUGCGACGGUUACGGUAUGCUGGUACUGCUCAUUGGGUUCAUCUAUUUGGGUCUGCUGUAUUACUACCUGGUGAAACCAUUGCUGGGAAGUCACUUUAAGCAGUACCUCGUUCAGCCGGCUGUCAGAAUUCUAACCCACUACACUAAACCUUGGUACAUCCGCUUAGGUGCCGUCUGUUUGGUGUUGGUCGGUUUUGGUCUGUUCGUGUACUUUGAAACCCGUGACCAAACCGAACGGCUCAUAUCACUCUCCGGCAUGGCCAUCCUGCUGGUCAUCGCGUUCGUCAUAUCGAAGCACCCGACCAGAAUAAACUACCGGCCCGUCGUGCUCGGUGUGAUCUUCCAGUUCCUGCUCGGACUGUUCUGCAUCCGGUGGGAGGUGGGCCGCAGUAUAUUUUCCUGCGUUGGCAAUAAGGUGGCGACGUUCCUCAACUACGCCAAGGAAGGUGCCUCGUUCGUGUACGGCCAGGUUCUGGUCGGUGACGGCGAGAACGAGUACGCGAUCUUUGCGUUCGCCGUGCUGUCUGUGAUAUACUUCUUCAGCUUCUUCAUCUCCAUCCUGUACUACCUCGGUGCGAUGCAGUGGGUCGUCCUGAAGCUGGGCUGGAUACUGCAGUCGAUCCUUGGCACGACCGUGUGCGAGAGUGUGAUCGCUGCGGCCAACAUAUUCCUGGGCAUGAGUGAGUCACCGCUGCUGAUCCGACCGUACCUGAAAGAUCUGACCUACUCGGAGAUACACUCGAUCAUGACGUCGGGUUAUGCGACCGUGUCCGGCACGGUGCUGGCCGCGUACAUCUCGUUCGGUGCGAAUCCGGCACAUCUGGUCACGGCCAGCGUUAUGGCAGCGCCGGGCGCACUCUGCUUCGCCAAAAUGAUCUAUCCCGAAACGGAAGAGAGCAAAACGCGUGCGGACAACAUACAAAUGGAGGAAGCCACUGACUCUUCCAUGCUGGAUGCGGCUAGUAAUGGUGCCAGCGCAGCGACCCCGAUCGUCCUGGGCAUCAUAGCCAACCUGAUCGCGUUCGUAUCGUUUGUUGCCUUCCUGAACGGAUUGCUUGCGUGGUUUGGAUGGCGCGUCGGCUGGGAGGACGUCUCGUUGGAAAACAUCUUCGGCACCAUCUUUCGGCCGCUCGCAUUCGUGAUGGGUGUCCCCUGGGACGAUAGCUACUACGUCGGUAAAGUGAUCGGCAUCAAAAUGAUCGUGAACGAGUUCGUAGCCUUCCAACGCCUCGGAGACUUCAUCACGGAGCAGGUGAUAUCGCCCAGAUCAGCUGCGAUCGCCACGUAUGCGGUGUGCGGUUUUGCGAAUCCUAGCUCCAUGGGUAUCAUGAUCGGUACGCUCAGCGCCAUGGUGCCCAACAAGCGUAGCGUCAUUACCUCGGUGGCGUUCCGUGCAUUUUUGUCUGGAUCAAUCGUGUGCUUCAUGACGGCCAGCAUCGGUGGGCUGCUGAUGGACGAUGCGAUUUUCAACAACUUUGGCAAGAUGGGUUCGCUCGAUGAAUCGAUCGUGCUGAACAGUACCAUUCCAAUCUUAACUCACUAG